GCGGGCGGCGGCUCCCGCGAGGCUCCCCCGUGCGCCGCCGCCCUUGGUGCGGCCCGAGGCGGAAGCGGCGGGGACGCGGCCGCUCGGGGACGCCGCGAUGGCUGCGGAGCUGCCCUGCGCGCUCGUCACCAGCUGCUGCCCCGCGUUCCCCGGGGACCGCCUGGUCCAGCAUAUCCUUGGCACUGAAGACCUCGUGGUGGAAGCGACAGACGAGGAUGCUGUGAGGCUCUACCCCUGGACCAUUGAUAAUAAAUACUAUACUGCGGACAUCAAUCUGUGUGUGGUGCCAAACAAGUCUCUUGUCACCCCCGAGAUCGCAGAGUCUGUCCAAGCCUUUGUCAUCUACUUCGACAGCACACAGAAGUCUGGUCUUGACAGCGUCUCCUCGUGGCUUCCCCUGGUCGAAGCAUGGUUACCUGAGGUCAUGAUCUUGGUCUGUGAUCGAGUGUGUGAGAACGGUGUGACCCGGCAGAAAGCUCAGGAGUGGUGUAUCGACCAUAGCUUCGAGCUGGUGGAGCUUAACCCGGAGGAGCUGCCCGAGGAGGAUGAUGAUUUCCCAGAAUCUACAGGAGUGAAACGCAUCAUACAAGCCUUGAAUGCCAACGUGUGGGCCAAUGUCGUCAUGAAGAAUGAUCGGAAUCAAGGCUUCAGCCUUCUCAGCUCCUUGGCCGGUGCCCACCCUGGCGUCGGCGUUGCAGAAAGGGUCCGCUCUGAGCAGCGCGCAUCGGCAGCAGAUGGGACUGACGCCCUUGGGGAUCGCCCGGGCAGUGCGGCCGACGCGGCAGAUCCUCAGGUGGACAGCCUGGUGGAUCCCAUGUUAGACCUGGACAUUCAGGAACUCGCUAGUCUUACUGCGGGCGGAGCGGACGUGGAGAACUUUGAGCGACUGUUCUCGAAGCUCAAGGAGAUGAAAGACAAGGCUGCGACGCUUCCUCACGAGCAGAGAAAGGUGCACGCAGAGAAGGUGGCCACAGCAUUCUGGAUGGCCAUCGGGGGAGACAGAGAUGAGAUCGAAGGCCCGUCCUCCGAUGAAGAGCACUGAGACGCCCUGUCACCCGCGGGUCCGGCCAACAGAGGUGCCAGCGCUGCCAGAGACAUUUCCACACGGCCCGGUUAGAACCUGCUGACAGUCCCCACGUGGAGGCCACCUGCCUGGAUUUGUAGUGAGGGUCCCCGUAAAGUUAGUCUGUAGGAGGGGUUCGGGCUUAGUCCCCUCAGGCCAUUGUAAGGGAGUGAUGACCCUCAGGGCAACAAGGAGGGGAAUGGAUCCAGGUCCUCCAGCUCCAGACACCGGGCCAGGCUGAGGUCUGCAGCCUCCCAGAGCGACGGGAGAGGCACCGGCGCGCGCUUCCCCCCGAACAGCCGGCGCUGGGCCUGGCUGGGCGCCUCCCCCGAGGCCGGUGAUGGAGGAGAGAGGACAGUGGCCGUCUGACUUGUGCUGGGGUGUGCGGGCGCCAGAGGCCGUGGCCUUUGGCUUCUGGCGGUUCAUUUCUCAAAUACCGAGUCUGAGCGCGUGCUAAGUGGAGAAACCAGUGUGAGGGUCACUUUCAGCUCAUAAUAAACGAAGCAGUAGGCCCUGCUCCUGUAGGGCUCCAGCCACUCUGCUGAGUGAGUGUGUGUGUGUGUGUGUGUGUGUGUGUGUAAGAGAGAGAGAGAGAGAGAGACAGGGAGGGAGGGAAGUGAGGGAGGGAGAGAUCAUGGGGCCUCUGCUGAGUGUGUGUGUGUGUGUGUGUGUGUGUGUGUGUGUUGUGCAUGCGUGUGUGCAUGUGUGUGAGAGAGAGAGAUCAUGGGGCCUCUGCUGAGUGUGUGUGUGUGUGUGUGUGUGUGUUGUGCGUGCGUGUGUGCAUGUGUGUGAGAGAGAGAGGUCAUGGGGCCUCUGCUGAGUGGGGCGGAGUGUGUGUGUGAGAGAGAGAUUGAGAUCAUGUGAUCCUUGAGGAAGGGCUCUGGGGCCUCUGUGUGUGUGUGUGUGUGUGUGUGUGUGUGUGUGUGUGUGUGUAGAGAGAGGAGAGUGAUCCUUAAGGGCUCUGGGGCCUGUUGGAGUCAGUCCCUCAUUGGUGCUGGUAUUGCUGUGGAGAAACGUGGCCUCCUGUGCAUCCGCCCCUCCCGCUGUGGAGGCCAGGCCGGGUGGCCCCUUAGCACCUCAGAAGAGAGCAAGUUCUCCCAUCUUUCCUCUGAAAGCCGGAGAGAACCACGACGGGCGCCCCCCAGGCGUGGCAGUGGGCCCCUGGGUGAGUGCCUGGUGUGACGCCCCAGGCUGGAAGCCACAAGCUGCAGGCUGCUCGCGCCCUUCUGAGGGGCAGAUUCUGCAGGAGGGCAGGGAAGCUCAGCACGCAGCACUCCCGUCUCUCGCAAACACGGGGCAGUGCAUGUCCGACAGCCACUGCCCCGGUGUGCCGGCAGCACGGGUCAGUGCGGGCACAGACCCUGCCUGCCUCCAUCCUCGUGGGCUCAGAACCCCUCAGGACACCCCAGAGACAAGCUUUGGGCCUGUCCAAGCAGCACCACUUAAGCUUGGUCGGAGCCACCCCAGGAACGGAAAAUGCUGGCACGGCCCCAGCGCAAGGCCAGCAGAGGUUUCUGUGGCUGCGUGUUCGAGGAGCCGGUCCAGGGACACGGGGUUCCUUGCUCAGCUUUCUUACUCUCCUUGUUGCUCUAAUGGCACGGGGUACCGUGCCCCGCCUGCAGGCCGGGUUCAGGCCUGUUGAGGGGACUGCGUUAGCCCUGGGUGAGGGAUAGAGGGGGAGGUUGGUCCCAGGUGGCCAAGCGGAAGGUGCAGGAUGUUCUCCUUAACGCAUGCAAGGUUCUCGAAAAAUACAUGAGGUAAUGUGGGCGGGGAAAACAGCCUAGGAGAAACUGCGAAUCCAGUUUUGUAGAUUAAAGACAGAUGAUUAAAAAGUGAUUGAUUCCUAA
Sorex araneus (European shrew) is the source of this 2910-nucleotide messenger RNA. RefSeq names its product alpha and gamma adaptin binding protein (gene AAGAB). The transcript is spliced from 12 exons. Lineage: Eukaryota; Metazoa; Chordata; Mammalia; Eulipotyphla; Soricidae. The record is from RefSeq and is a predicted model, not a curated record. Bases 98 to 1042 code for a protein of 314 amino acids.